Stereum hirsutum FP-91666 SS1 is the source of this 780-nucleotide messenger RNA. RefSeq lists its product as uncharacterized. Bases 1 to 780 code for a protein of 259 amino acids. The transcript has 3 exons. NCBI's taxonomy places the organism in Eukaryota, Fungi, Basidiomycota, Agaricomycetes, Russulales, Stereaceae. The record is from RefSeq and is a predicted model, not a curated record.
AUGAGCUCAAACCGCGUGAACAACCGUGAACAGAAGGACCGUCAAAAUGCUCGCGCAAGAAGAAAGUGUGCUCUAGAACAGGACCCAUUCAUUAACUCAGAUGCAUCGCACAUUGCACCCCGCGUUCAUAAGGCUGAAGUCCGAGCUGCGAAACUCAAGCGGAAGGCUAAAAUGGCCGCACGUGCGAAUGCGCCUCCCACUUCCCCUCCUCGUUCUCCUUUUCCUCCUGCUCCUCUUCUUCCUACGGAAACCUCCGGUAUCAGUACAUCUUCAAUCGAUGUUUCCCCCGUUCCGUCUACGUCGCCGUACACCGUGACGAAGAAAUAUCAUGUUUCGGUUUUGGCCGGUCUGCGUGACCAGAUAGAAAAUCAGACCGAGGAGCUCAACCGCUGCAAGCGGACUACCGAAGAAAUGAUGGGAGUGGAGAAGUGGAUGUGGGAGGAGAUUCAGCGAUUAAGAACGGAAAAGGAACAGGCAUUGGAAGUGUUAUUGAGGAUCCAGGAAGAGGCCAUUCAGGAAGAGGGCUGGGAUGGUGCAGAGCACGACCUGAAAACGGCCGCCCAUAUGAUCGAGCAGCAUCUCAAAAACGUCAAGACCUCGCGUAACCAUGAGAGGCUGGAACGGCAACGAAGCGACGAAAAGCUACUCGAGGAGAGAGAGUCUAGGUCUAGGGACAUGAUAAACAUCCAGAGGGAGUGUCAGGAACCCUUCGUUGUUCCGGCGUUGCUUCAGGCGUUUUUGAAGGUCUCGACGAUGACGGACGCAGUCCUCGAAUCAUGA